AUGCCUAUGGUAACUCAGAGUGACCCUGAAUCCAAGAAUUUUGGAAUUGCCAAUGCACAUACUAUGCUUCGCCAGUGGUAUGAUCCUGCCCUGCAGGGUACUCUGCAACACCGCUGGAUGCAGAGAUGCAUUUUUGAUGGGUGUUUAUACUCUGGUUACAGCAAGAAUUGGAUGCAUACCAGGACCAACUCAACAACACUACUAAAAGAGAAUUUCAGUGUAUUGGACUUCAAAAUCAACAAGGUGGAGCACAAAGCACUGGAUCAUGUGUGCGACAUAUACAUCAAUCCAUCUCAUGUCAUCUUCAAUCUUAUUCCACAGCCAUUUGGUGACUGUGUCCAGUGCUGUUACAAUGAACUAGGAUUUCCAUUAGUUAUAAGGCACACUGUCUGA
Molecule: messenger RNA, 393 nt
Organism: Suillus discolor
Lineage: Eukaryota; Fungi; Basidiomycota; Agaricomycetes; Boletales; Suillaceae
Exons: 4
Coding region: 1-393 (130 amino acids)
Source: RefSeq, a predicted model, not a curated record